Molecule: messenger RNA, 1155 nt
Organism: Penaeus vannamei (Pacific white shrimp)
Lineage: Eukaryota; Metazoa; Arthropoda; Malacostraca; Decapoda; Penaeidae
Source: RefSeq, a predicted model, not a curated record
CGUAAUUAGCUGAUGGAGCAGAAGGUAGAGUGUACCUUCUGCUCCGAGUCCGAAGAUGUCUCGCAUAAGCAGGUUCCUUGGGGUUUUAAGGAGAAAUCCCAAGAAAUCCAUAUUUUUCUCCGGGUUAUUUGUAGCAGGUGUCAAUUUUGGCAACAAUAAGUAUGACAAAGGUAAAAGCCUAUAUGAACAGUAUUGUGCUCCACUCUUCCACCUUGCUGGAAUAAAGGUGGCGACAGUUCGGACAGAGCAUGAAGGUCAGGCACAAGACUUGAUGGGUGUCAUGGAAAAUACGAGUGCUGUUGUUGUUGCUGGUGGGGAUGGUACUCUGGCAGAGGUUCUCACAGGGUUAUUACGGAGAGCAGACCAUGAAGAAGCAGCAAGUCGUCUGCCGCUUGGUGUUUUACCGCUGGGAAAAACAAAUUGUGCCACAUCAGCCAUAUGGGGAUUCAGAGGAAAUCCAGAGCCACGGCAUCUGGCAGAGGCAGCAAUGGCAGUCAUUCGUGAUAUCAAGAGGCCUCUGGAUGUGAUGGAGAUUACACCUUUGCAGGGAGGAGAAGAAGGGGUACCUCCUAAGCCAGUAUUUGCUGCAUCCAAGGUAGAAUGGGGAGCUUACAGAGAUGCUAGAGAAAGAAAUGAUGUCUAUUGGUAUUGGUCUGUUUUGAAGAAGUACAUGACUUACGUAUUUUCCAGUUAUAAAGAUAUUUCAUGGGACUGUUCAGCUGACAUAGAGUACUCAACACCUUGUUCAGGGUGCUCGAGAUGUAGAGGCACUGUAAAAGAAGAGCAUAAAGUAGAAGAGACUCCAAAGCCUCCUCAGCGUUGGUGGAUGGCAUAUCUUCCCAGAACCAAACCUGUUAGCACGCCAAAGGAAGAAAAGAAAAUUGACUACAGUAGCAUAAUAAAUGAAGAAUGUGGGGUUGUCAAAAAAACAACGGUCAGUGAUAUAUCUGAUCUGUCUGUUGUAACAAGAAAUACCCCAGAAUCAUUGGAUAUUCCAAAUUAUGCUUUAGCAUUAAAAACAGGUCCCACCAAUGUUGGGUCCUUUGCAUUUAUCCAGGAAGGCUGGAGCAGAGAAUGGAAUAAAUCAAACUCAUAUGAUGCAGAAUCCAUUAUUGGAGAAAUUACUCUAACACCUACAGGAAACACAAAAACAAA